GGACUAGCAUUUGUUGCGACAAUGCCGGCCUAUGUGGUAGCCAUGAUGGCAAUCCAUGAUCGAGAAACGUAUAGAAAAUACACCGCACUGUCGCCAUCAAUCGUUAAGCGGUAUGGCGGCAAAUUUCUUACUCGGGGUGAAGAGGUUUGGUCAAUGGAGGGAGAUAUAUAUAAGGAUCGAAUGGUAAUCUUGGAAUUUCCAACGAAAGCAGAUGUGGAAGCAUGCUUCAAAGAGGACGCCGAGUAUCUAGCUGCCGUCCAGUUUCGCCAUUCAGCCUCAAUCGGGCGCAUCCUGGUCCAGGAAGGAGGUACGAAUACUGAAAAUCCUGAUCCAAAUGUCUAAAUAGACCGCGUAGGGAGGUAUGGGAUGAGAUUUACCUUGAUAUACGAUCAUAGUUUAAAAUUCACUUAUGGGCAUAGCUCAAUAAAAU
Trichoderma harzianum CBS 226.95 is the source of this 430-nucleotide messenger RNA. RefSeq lists its product as hypothetical. The record is from RefSeq and is a predicted model, not a curated record. Lineage: Eukaryota; Fungi; Ascomycota; Sordariomycetes; Hypocreales; Hypocreaceae. The transcript has a single exon. The coding region runs from base 22 to 342 and encodes 106 amino acids.